Molecule: messenger RNA, 1273 nt
Organism: Ceraceosorus guamensis
Lineage: Eukaryota; Fungi; Basidiomycota; Exobasidiomycetes; Ceraceosorales; Ceraceosoraceae
Exons: 3
Coding region: 159-1025 (288 amino acids)
Biological process (GO): nuclear mRNA surveillance; rRNA catabolic process; poly(A)-dependent snoRNA 3'-end processing
Cellular component (GO): cytoplasmic exosome (RNase complex); nuclear exosome (RNase complex); nucleolus
Source: RefSeq, a predicted model, not a curated record
CUUACAUCAACAAUCAACAAUGGAUUCACACCUGUCGGCAUCCCAACUUCGAGGAUCUACUCUCGACUGUGCUUUCUACUCGCGUCGGAUCUGUCCAGGACAAAGUUUCUUGAUCGGACACAACCUGGCUAGCACGCCCGCAGCAGCGCGUUUUGGUAAUGGCACGAUCAGAGAUGCGCUCCUCGGCCCUGGAGCUGAGGCCCAUCGAAUAUCGAUUCGGCUCUUUGGCGCACAUAGACGGAUCCGCAAGCUUCUCGUUCGGAGCUGAGCUGGUUACAUUAGCUGGAGUCAGAGGUCCAUCCGAAGUCCGCAUACGGGACGAGCUCACAGACAAAGGCACCUUGGAGAUCCUCUUUCAACCUUUGGGAAGUCCUGCUGCUCUACCCGCCACGAGCCUGGCAGCAUCUCUGAGGUCACUAUUCUCGGGCAUCAUCAGGCUGAAUGUGUACCCACGAACGCUGGUACAAAUCAAUUUGCAGACUUGCUCGGUCCCACUCGAGCCUCAUCGACCUCCUACGGAAGAAGAGAACGAUAAGCUUUUGCCUCCGCACCCGGAUGCUCCCAUCUCUGCACCCGAGAAAUCAGCCCUCAUCAACGCUAGCAUGGCAGGCCUCAUAGAUGCAGGCGUAGAGUGCAGAGCUACAGUCACCAGUGUCAGUCUGGCUUGUCUGCCUCGGAGAAAGGCCAAGGAGCUGAGAGAGAACAGAAGAGCUUGGAGAGCUGGUGAAGUGGAUGUCACCCAAGAGGAUGAUGAGAUGGAGGAAGGCGAUGAGUCCACGAUUUUGCUCGACCCUACCCCCGCCGAGCUGAGAUGGGCGACUAGCAACCAUGUCUUUGCGUUUGCAUUUUCUGGCUACUCACCCCAAAAUCCAGGCCAAGUACUUACCGAGCUGGUGUUUGCGGAAAGCUCGGGGCGUGCAGAGUGGUUGAAGCACAAAGAGGUCAUAUCCUUGGCUAGGGAGGCGGCGCAAUCUGUUCUCUCCGUGUUACGACAAACAUGCCGGAAGAAUGCGACAGAAACAUGAUUGAGACGCCAUGCAUUGCUGAAGCUGAGGCAGUAUCUGCCAAAGGUGCCUGUUUCCUCGCCGAGCUUCCAUUCCCUUGGCCGGCAGUCGUAGAGUAAGCAGCCAUCCACAUCUGCAGCCUCACUGUAAGCAUCGGGAAAUAAUGGCGCGACUACGCCAGGUCUAGUCAUGUUUCGCUUUCACAAUGCGGUCAACGGUGCUCAAAAGCAUUCAAUUCUAGAUCAUCCUUAUCCCCUUGAAGCUGCUCA